AUGGCUAGUGACGAAGCUGUUAUGAGCACUAACGAUGAUGCUUCGCAAUGCAAGCGUUUCGCUGUAGAUAAAGGCUAUUGGAUUGACCCUUAUAUCUCUAUGCUCGCGAUGCGAGGCUCGGAUAUCCACACGCCGGAGAUAAACCGAGGUUACUAUGCGCGUGUAAAAGGAAUUCAUCUUCUGCUUGAAAAGUUUCUUAAGCAUACCCAAUGUAACUGUCAAGUUAUAAACCUAGGAGCAGGAUAUGACACAACUUUUUGGCAAUUUAAAGACAAGAACCUGAUCCCAAAAUCUUAUAUUGAAGUGGAUUUCCAGAGUGUGACUGCAAAGAAAUGCCAUUACAUCAAAUCUCGAAAACGUCUUCUCCAAAAUUUGACUUCUGAAGAUGGUGAAAUCAAAUUUGAUCAUUAUGAUCUUCAUAGUGAUAUUUAUCAUUUAAUUGGUGCUGACCUUCGGAAUGUGAAUGAGUUAGAAGCCAAACUGAAGUCUUGUAAUGUUGACUACACGUUGCCAACUGUAUUUGUUACCGAGUGUGUUCUUGUAUAUAUGGAGACUAACCAUUCAAAUAAUUUGAUCAAAUGGAUUGCUGACAACUUCCAAACUGCCUUUUUCAUUAACUAUGAACAGGUUCAUAUGAAUGAUAAAUUUGGUCAGAUUAUGAUCUGUAAUCUGAAAGCUCGUCAAUGUGAUUUGCCUGGUGUAAGUGCUUGUACAGAUUUCCAGUCCCAAACUCAAAGAUUCUUGACAAAUGGCUGGGAAGUUGCUGACAUGGUAGAAAUGACUCAUGUUUACGCUAGUUUGCCACAAGCGGAUGUUCAGAGGAUCGAGAAAGUGGAAUUUCUAGAUGAGCAUGAACUGUUACAGCAGCUGCUCUCUCAUUAUUGUAUCACUUAUGCGUUCAAAGAUCCCAACAAGAUUGGCCUUUACACUGUGAAUUUCUCUCCUUGAAUGCUGACUCACCAUUACAAACAAUACAGAAAGAACUGCAGUUUGGAAUUUGUGUUUCUUUUUGAGUGUUUUUUUUUUCUGUGAUUUUUUUUUUUUUUAAUUUUGGAAAAUUCUUUUGUACCACCAAGAAUUUGUUCUUCCCCACAAAGUUGAAUUAUUUUAUAAAUACUUACAUAAUAAAAAUAACAAUUAAAAUCUAUUAUGUAAGUAUAUACUUACACACACAUCUGUAUAUUUUUCGUCAUAUUAUAUAAUAUAAUAUAUUAAUGUAUGUGAUAUUGUUGAUGUGUGCUGUAUUUUUACAUGAAAUAUAACAUCAGUUCUGAAAUGAUGAUGUCUGGAAACUUUAGCAAGCCUAUUUAUGAAAACUAAAUUUUUACAUUUAUUUGGAUUUAAAAAAUUUAUUUUAUCUUAAUAUGAUUUAAAAGUUCAAAAGACUGUUGUUAUAAAUGAAUUAAAUUUUUAUUAUAAUUAUAAUAUAUUAUGCUAAUGAGAAUAUUUUUUUCGGAAUAUUUUCCACUGAUGUCUGCACUUACUUUGUCUCUUUGAUAUCUAAAAUUAAAACAAUCUGAUGUUGAUCUCCAAAGAUGGUUAAAUUCUUCUGAAUAGCUUUAUUUCAGUUUUGCUUUUUUUUCGUGUGUGUGUGUGUGUGUGUGUGUAUGUUUGGUUUUUGUUGUUUUUUUUUUAUUUUAGAAUUAUUAUUAUUUUUUUUUUUUCUCUGUUAAAGAAUUAACAAUGACUAUUGAAUGUGUGCCAACUAAGAUUAAUUUCUGUCCAAAGACACAGGCAAGACUACAAUCAGAACUGGUGUAGAGAAAAUGUCUCCUAUUUAUGGAGAAAGUUUUAUCAACUAGAAAUAUAGUUCAUGAAACUAAUGUUGUCAUUGUUUUUUCAUGAAUAAAAUCACUUGCAAGUAUUUGUCUUUCCUA
This is a messenger RNA of Octopus sinensis (East Asian common octopus), 1877 nucleotides long. RefSeq names its product leucine carboxyl methyltransferase 1. Gene Ontology annotation, molecular function: protein C-terminal leucine carboxyl O-methyltransferase activity. The record is from RefSeq and is a predicted model, not a curated record. Bases 1 to 948 code for a protein of 315 amino acids. The transcript is spliced from 6 exons. Gene Ontology annotation, cellular component: cytosol. Gene Ontology annotation, biological process: C-terminal protein methylation. NCBI's taxonomy places the organism in Eukaryota, Metazoa, Mollusca, Cephalopoda, Octopoda, Octopodidae.